Messenger RNA from Pyrus x bretschneideri (Chinese white pear), 2462 nucleotides. RefSeq names its product heat shock protein 83. Lineage: Eukaryota; Viridiplantae; Streptophyta; Magnoliopsida; Rosales; Rosaceae. Gene Ontology annotation, cellular component: plasma membrane; protein-containing complex; cytosol. Gene Ontology annotation, biological process: protein folding; protein stabilization; cellular response to heat. The record is from RefSeq and is a predicted model, not a curated record. The coding region runs from base 155 to 2266 and encodes 703 amino acids. The transcript has 4 exons. Gene Ontology annotation, molecular function: ATP-dependent protein folding chaperone; ATP binding; ATP hydrolysis activity.
AAAUGCCUCCUCACUCCCCAUCCCCUAAUCCAGCAGAUAAUCAGAGUUCACAGUCUUUAUCUCAAACCCUCGAUCGCGACGUUUCGAUUUUCUUCCAAACAAGCUCCAAUUUUCUCUCGCUUUCUCGUGUUUUCUCGGAGUAAUUAAUCGAUCGAUGGCGGACGUUCAGAUGGGCGAGGCUGAGACCUUCGCCUUCCAGGCCGAGAUCAACCAGCUUCUGAGUUUGAUCAUCAACACCUUUUACAGCAACAAGGAGAUCUUCCUUCGCGAACUCAUCAGCAAUUCGUCUGAUGCUUUGGAUAAAAUUCGAUUUGAGAGCCUUACAGACAAAAGCAAGCUCGAUGCUCAGCCGGAGCUUUUCAUCAGGAUUGUGCCUGACAAGGUCAACAAAACCCUCUCCAUCAUCGACAGUGGUAUUGGCAUGACCAAAGCAGAUUUGGUGAACAACUUGGGUACAAUUGCAAGGUCUGGAACCAAAGAGUUCAUGGAGGCAUUGCAAGCCGGAGCCGAUGUCAGCAUGAUUGGGCAGUUCGGUGUCGGUUUCUACUCGGCCUAUCUUGUUGCCGAGAAGGUUAUUGUGACCACCAAGCACAACGACGAUGAGCAAUACAUCUGGGAGUCACAGGCCGGUGGUUCCUUCACUGUCACAAGGGAUGUCAGUGGCGAACAGCUCGGCAGAGGCACCAAGAUCACCCUCUUCCUGAAGGAGGAUCAGUUGGAGUAUUUGGAAGAGAGGAGGAUCAAGGACCUUGUGAAGAAGCACUCUGAGUUCAUCAGCUAUCCAAUCUAUCUCUGGACUGAGAAGACUACCGAGAAGGAAAUCAGCGAUGACGAAGAAGAGGAAACCAAGAAGGAAGAGGAAGGAGAUGUUGAGGAGGUUGAUGAGGACAAGGAUAAGAAAUCGAAGAAGAAAAAGAUCAAGGAGGUUUCUCACGAGUGGCAGCUCAUCAACAAGCAGAAACCCAUCUGGCUCCGAAAGCCCGAAGAAAUCACCAAGGAGGAGUACGCUGCCUUCUACAAGAGCUUGACCAAUGACUGGGAGGAGCACCUUGCUGUCAAGCAUUUCUCAGUCGAAGGCCAGCUCGAGUUCAAGGCCAUCCUCUUUGUUCCAAAGAGGGCUCCUUUCGAUCUUUUCGACACGAGGAAGAAGAUGAACAACAUUAAGCUCUAUGUCAGGAGGGUGUUCAUCAUGGACAACUGCGAGGAGCUGAUUCCAGAGUAUCUUGGUUUCGUGAAGGGUGUCGUCGAUUCGGAUGAUUUGCCUCUCAACAUCUCUCGUGAGACGCUGCAACAGAACAAGAUUUUGAAGGUGAUCAGGAAGAACCUUGUGAAGAAGUGCAUCGAGAUGUUCAAUGAGAUUGCUGAGAACAAAGAGGAUUACACUAAGUUCUAUGAAGCCUUCUCCAAGAACUUGAAAUUGGGCAUCCAUGAGGACAGCCAGAACAGGGCGAAAUUGGCCGACCUCCUCCGCUACCACUCCACCAAGAGCGGCGAUGAGCUCACCAGCCUGAAGGACUACGUGACCAGAAUGAAGGAGGGUCAGAAGGAUAUUUACUACAUCACCGGUGAAUCGAGGAAGGCGGUGGAGAAUUCCCCGUUCUUGGAGCGGCUGAAGAAGAGGGGAUAUGAAGUUCUUUACAUGGUGGACGCCAUAGACGAAUAUGCCGUCGGGCAAUUGAAGGAAUACGACGGCAAGAAGCUGGUGUCUGCUACCAAGGAGGGUCUCAAGCUUGACGAUGAGACGGAGGAAGAGAAGAAGGCCAAAGAGGAGAAAAAGAAGUCAUUCGAGAACCUCUGCAAGACAAUGAAGGACAUUUUGGGCGACAGGGUCGAGAAAGUGGUGGUUUCCGACAGAAUAGUCGACUCUCCGUGCUGCUUGGUGACGGGAGAAUACGGGUGGACCGCCAACAUGGAGAGGAUCAUGAAGGCGCAGGCGCUGAGGGACAGCAGCAUGAGCUCCUACAUGUCGAGCAAGAAGACGAUGGAGAUCAAUCCCGACAAUGGAAUCAUGGAGGAGCUGAGGAAGAGGGCGGAGGCUGACAAGAAUGACAAGUCUGUGAAGGACCUUGUGCUGCUGCUUUUCGAGACUGCUCUGCUCACCUCCGGCUUCAGCCUGGAUGACCCCAACACUUUUGCGGCGAGAAUUCACCGGAUGUUGAAGCUGGGGCUGAGCAUUGAAGAGGAGGAGACCGCCGGCGAUGAUGAUGACAUGCCUGCUUUGGAGGAAGACGCUGCUGAGGAGAGCAAGAUGGAGGAGGUGGACUAAUGAGAUUAGGUUUGAGUUUGUGUAUGUUUCGGGUAUUUGUCGCGAUCUUGUCGGUGGGAGGUUGACGGCGUGGUGUGACAAUCGCCGUCUUUAUUUUGUGUCUUUUGUUAGUUUUGAGUCUGUAAACAUAAUGGUGGUGAAUUCCGGAUCUCUGUUAUAUAUUUAAUAUGAAUUUGAGUCUCAUAUUUCAUAUUUA